This is a messenger RNA of Gastrolobium bilobum, 1046 nucleotides long. RefSeq lists its product as uncharacterized. Bases 24 to 1046 code for a protein of 340 amino acids. The transcript has a single exon. Lineage: Eukaryota; Viridiplantae; Streptophyta; Magnoliopsida; Fabales; Fabaceae. The record is from RefSeq and is a predicted model, not a curated record.
UUAUUGAUAAAACAAAAAAAAACAUGGAGAUGGAAGUGGUGAUGGCAGUGCCUCCACCUCCUCCUCCUCUUCCUUCAAUGGACUUCAACUUCGAUAGCAACUGUUCCUCUCCUUACAUCACAGCACCUUCAAGCCCACAACCCUUUGGGAACUUCUUCUUCAGUGCUCCUACAAGUCCCACACGUGGUGUUUCCUCUUUCUUCCACAACCAUAUCAACAACAACAACGACGACUUGCAUACCCGCCACUCCUCUGCUUCUGAACCUAACAACAACAAUGAUGUCAAUGAAGAUUUCGAAUUCAAUUUCAGUGGCCACCUCGAAAGACCUUCUCUCUCUGCUGAUGAGCUCUUCCAUGGUGGAAAGAUUCGGCCUUUGAAGCUCCCUCCAACCACAAACAAAACAUCAUCUACUAAAAGAGAGAAGAGACUCAUUCACAAUGAACAAUUUAGAGAAACAACACGUAAAAGGGUAGAAGAAGGUGCACCCUCAACAACAACAACAUCACCAUCUUCAAUAUCUUCUGGUCGCAAAGGAAGUAGAAGAAGAUCUUUGUCACCUUCGAGGGUAUCUGACAGCGACAGAAACAGAAGUAGUGUGUGUGAUUCCGAUGAUGUUUCACAAAAGGGUAAUAAUAAUAAUAAUAAUAAAGGUUUUUCUUCAAGCACUUUCUCGUUCCUGUCAUCGAUUUCGUUCACAAAAGGGUAUCGAAAAUGGAAGCUAAAAGAUUUUCUACUGUUCCGGAGUGCCUCAGAGGGAAGAGCCACCGACAAAGAUCCUUUGAGGAAGUACAUGGUACUGUCCAAAACAACAGCGCACGAGGAUGUCAGAAACUCCAGUUUCCGGUCCACGGAGAGUUCCGGUUCAGUGUCAAGACGGAGAGGACCGGUUUCGGCUCAUGAAUUGCAUUACACACUGAACCGGGCUGCUUCUGAGGAGUUGAAGAAAAAGACCUUGUUGCCUUACAAACAGGGCUUGUUGGGGUGUUUGGGGUUCAAUACUGGCAUGCAUCAUAGUAGAAGAAUUGGGUCUAUGGAACGUUCAUAA